AUGAUGAUAUCUUACAAACGCUUUGUCAAGAAAAAAAGGGAAGCACCGACAAGAGGGCCGAUGCGGAUGCACGUAGACGAGUGGUGUUGGCCGAGCCCAUCGAGUGCGAUCCCUAGUGGAGGACCUAGGCCCAGCUUAAAUAAACAGGAGAAGGCCCCUCUCAUCAACACAGCAAUAGCAUACAUACAUAAUGAACCCGACAAGCCCAAUUAUGGCCCUGGGCCUAUCGAGUUCGGGUUUAGCCCGAAACAAGUCACGUUCACUUCACGCGACCUUGGGCUCUCCAAGGAUUCUAAUUUGGAAGCCCAUUGUGAUUCAUUAAUGGGAGAGGAGGGGUAAGACUAAGGGGGGAAAAAGAGAGAGAAAAACGGCGGCGCUUUCGCGAGGGCUGCCGAGUGCCGACUCCUCCACUACAGAGUACAGAGGGGAACUUAGGGAAGGGGAGAGAGAACUCAGAAGGGAAGUAGGGAAGGGAAGAGAGCGCGCCGCGCUUCGACGACAUGAACCCCCAGGGAGUGCAGAAGAACACCGUCUACGUAGGGGGUUUGGCGGAGGAGGUGGACGAGAAGGUACUGCACGCGGCGUUCGUGCCGUUCGGGGACAUAAAGGACGUGAAGACGCCGCUGGACCAGGCGACGCAGAAGCACCGCUCCUUCGGCUUCGUGACCUUCCUGGAGCGCGAGGACGCCGCCGCCGCCAUCGACAACAUGGACGGCGCCGAGCUCUUCGGCCGCGUCCUCACCGUCAACUACGCCCACCCGGAGCGCAUCAAGGGCGGCGAGCAAGGAUGGGCCGCCCAACCCAUUUGGGCGGACGCGGAUACGUGGUUCGAAAGGCAGCAGCAGGAAGAGGAAAUGCAGCGCCUGCAGGCCGAACAGCGAGCUGCGAUGCAAGAAGGGGAGAAGCUGGCUCAAGAGAGAGAGGGCGAGAAGGACGAAGAAACAGAAACCGAUGCCGCCGCCGCCGCCGCCAAUCCUAUGGCUAUUGCAGAGGCAGAGGCUGAGGCCUUGAGAGCCACCUCCCAAAACUCGUAGGAGCAACUGUAAAAGUGGACCUUAAUUUGACGUGUUGGUCCGCUUGCUUUGCUUUGCUUUGCUUUUCUUUUUCUUCUCGUUCUGCUUGUACUGCUAGGUUUGCACUAUCGCCUGCUCUAUUAUCGAUUUGGGAAAGGAUUGCUGCUGUAGUUUUCUAAUUCAUUUUCUGCCAGAAUUGAACUUGGUGUGAAGUUGAUUUCUGGGGUUUAAAAUUUCAUGACUUCCAUGAAUACAUAUAUGUUCUGGUUUCGGUCUA
Messenger RNA from Ananas comosus (pineapple), 1290 nucleotides. RefSeq names its product peptidyl-prolyl cis-trans isomerase E. Bases 501 to 1034 code for a protein of 177 amino acids. Gene Ontology annotation, molecular function: RNA binding. Lineage: Eukaryota; Viridiplantae; Streptophyta; Magnoliopsida; Poales; Bromeliaceae. The transcript has 3 exons. The record is from RefSeq and is a predicted model, not a curated record.